Spinacia oleracea (spinach) is the source of this 1019-nucleotide messenger RNA. Its product is annotated as F-box protein At4g05010. Lineage: Eukaryota; Viridiplantae; Streptophyta; Magnoliopsida; Caryophyllales; Amaranthaceae. The coding region runs from base 226 to 771 and encodes 181 amino acids. The transcript is spliced from 4 exons. Gene Ontology annotation, molecular function: protein binding. The record is from RefSeq and is a predicted model, not a curated record.
CUUUUCCUUCCAAUAUUUUGAAAUAUAAAUAUUGUGAGUGUCACCUAAAUUUAGCAGUUUAAUCCCAGUUUACAAAAUUAAGUUGAACUACUCUACUUCAAAAUCUUUCACUCUCUACAUUUUUAUUCACCAGCAAACACAGUAAUUUCGGGACUACUAUUUAAGCGUAUUCAGCGGUUACGAAAUCUCUCAUUAAAUUCCCUCUCCUAAAUUUCUGCAAGGAAAAUGGCGUUGACGAAGAGCUUGAGUUUCUCUCUAGGAAGGAAGAGGAUAUUAAUUUCUAAAAAUAGCUGUGAUUUGGAGCAAUUUUGUGCUGAUUUUGAGCCGUAUUCACCUGUGAAGAGACACUGUUACAGUAGUGAUGAAGAUGACGAAACGUUUCGAGUAAAGGAUACGAGUUCUCUUCUUGAAGCUCUGCCUCAAGAAAUUCUGAUCAAAGUAAUUUGUGGUGUGGAUCACGAUGACCUAAAACAGCUUUUCUUAGUUUCUAAAACAGUUCGCGAUUCGACGAUUAUCGCGAAGCAAUCGCAUUUCGCAUUCAGUACACCGGCGAAGAUGAAAGCGUUUAGAAAUUCAAUUGAUAUGUUGAAUAAUGAAAUGGAUUUGGAUGAAAUUGAAGCUCCGAAUGCUCCGAAACAAGCUCGGAAACUGAAUCGUCCUCGAAUUAACAAAAAAAGACUGAGCGAUAUUUCCGUCGCUUUGUUCUCCGACGGAGAAGAGGAAGAGCAGAGAUGGACUAGAAGAAGUUUAUUUAUGGAAACCGACAGUUAAGUUUAAUUCAAUACAGUCUAAUUUAGUUUUCAUUGUAAAGUAUCAGGCUUUUUUAAUUUACUGUUAAUUUAUAGAAGUGCAAAUUCAAUGAGUUUGCAAGCCAUUAUUAGGUUAUUAUUGUUCUUCAAUUCUUCCAUUGAAGAUUUAGGUAAAAGCAAAUUGGUGGCUUGUCUUUCUUUGUAACAAUAAGUCCUUUGUAAUUGUAACUAUGGGAAAUUUUGUGUAAAUAAACGAUGCAGUUUUCAUGA